Molecule: messenger RNA, 3032 nt
Organism: Dermacentor andersoni
Lineage: Eukaryota; Metazoa; Arthropoda; Arachnida; Ixodida; Ixodidae
Source: RefSeq, a predicted model, not a curated record
GGACGUUGCUGCGACGAGUUCGCUGGGUGUCGUCGGCACAAAAUGCCCGGCUGCUGCGUGCCGUUGUGCAGUAAUCACUCGAGGAAUGGUUGGCGAAUGUUUCAGUUCCCAAGAGAUACAAAAAGAAGAAUUUUGUGGACUGCAAGGAUCAAGCGGGACAAAUGGCAGCCCACGAACACCUCGUGCAUAUGCAGUGCUCAUUUCGAAGAGGACAGCUUCGAGCAAAACAGAGCAGACGGAUGGAAAAAACUAAAGCCAAAUGCGGUGCCGACAGUGUUUUCCUUCAGACCUUUGCCUCGUCACAGAAAGGCACCAAAGGAUAGGACCGGACCCGCUGUCCUCUCGGCCCUACUUGAAGAUCAACACGACAUAGCCACUGAUGAUCAUGAAGCUGCGAUGGACCCAAUGUCGUCACCAGGCAGGUUUGAGCUGACUCAAGGACAGAAUUGCAGCCCACACGACGCCAGCUCAAGUGCACUGGUAACAGACGAAGCAGGUCUGCAAGUCUCAGCCAGUGGAAUGAAUGCCGGGGCCUCUGACCUGCAGUCUGCUUGUACCUCUUGCGCAGAAUUAAGUAAGCAGCUCGCAGACCUGACACGAAAAUACUGCGAACUUCAAGAAUUGCAUACCCAGGCAAACUCAACAAUCCAAGGUCUCCGAAAAAAAGUUAAGAAGCUCGAAGGUAACAUUGAAACAUUCGGAAAGAACAUCAAGUUCCUUAACGAAGACCAAAUACAGGCACUGUCGCGCAAUAGCAACAAAGGGAGUACUUGGUCUCCGCAAAGUGUUAAGCAAGCACUUCAAAUUAAAUUUUCAUGCGGGACGUCCGGCUAUGAAACCUUAAGGAAACUCGGGUACCCGCUGCCAACUAACAGAACUCUGGCGCGUCGCCUACAGGCACUCAGUUUUCUGCCCGGUAUCCUGACUGACGUGAUCGACCUGCUAAAAACGAAAGCGGAGGGUAUGCAAGACAUUGAAAAAGACUGUGUUCUGCUACUAGACGAGAUGGAGAUUGCCAGGGGCUAUGAGCUUGAUCGCGCUGAAGAUGUUGUUCUUGGGGGAACAACUUUACCUGCAAAGCCGGAUGAACCUGCCCACCAUGCCUUGGUGUUCAUGAUAGGGGGUCUUAACCGGCGGUGGAAACAAGUGAUUGCCUAUCACUUUACUGAAAGGAGCAUAGACGGCCUUAUUCUCAAAGACUACAUAUUGAAUAUCGUGAAAGUUUGCGCAGAUAUCUCCCUGAGGAUCCGCGUCGUCACUUCGGAUAUGGGUUCUUCCAACAGGGCAAUGUGGCGUGAAUUUCGCUUCUCUAGCCACAGGAACUCCAACACCAUAUGCUCGAUACCACAUCCUUGUCUAGAAGACAAAGAACUCUUCUUCACUGCAGAUGCUGCACACGUACUUAAGAAUAUCAGGGGCCAACUUUUGAGUUCUGUCGUUUUCACCAUUAGUGAUGCAACCAAGUGUCAACAUGACCUACCCUCAAGGGAAGUAAAACUUGAGCACGUGCGCGCAGUGGUAGACUUUGACAAAAAACGGGAGCUGAAAGUCGCGCCAAAGCUCUCGGACAUCCACGUGUCGAACGGGCAUUUUACGAAGAUGAAGGUGGGAGUGGCCGUUCAGUUUUUUCGAGAAGCUCCUGCCGGGAUUCGGUACUUGAUAAAGCAGAAGAUCUUGGAUCCGGAGGCGGAAACUACAGCGUGGUUUUUAGAGCUUGUCUUUAAGUGGUAUGCUCUUAUGUCAUCACGACACCCAUCAACUGCCUUGAGUCUUGAACACAUGGACAAAUAUCACGCAGCCAUAGACGUAUUGUGCUUGGCGUCUGAGACCAUUCGGGGAACAAACAUGGGGAGCACAUCCCAAUGGAAGCCCUCACAGGCGGGUUUCUUGAUAGCCACAUCUGUGAUCAUUCGCCUGCAGGAUGUCCUUCUAAGAAGUGAAGGCUACAAGUUCUUCCUCACGAGCCGAUUGCUCCAGGACUGCUUGGAAAAUCUAUUUUCGGUUAUACGUCUCAGGAAGCCUGUUCCAAGCGCCUACGAUGUGAAGUGUGCGUUGAAGCUUGUUUGUGUCAGCCAAUUCUUCCACACACCGUCAACGACUAGCUACGAUGUCGAUGACGCACAGUACCUGAUCGACCUGCUGUCGGCAGGUAUGCAAGAACAAACGGCAGCCGAGAUUGAAGCUAUCGAUGACUCGGAGAUCCCCUUUGUCGAAGAGGUAACAUCAGCUGAGUGCGAGAUUUUGUUUCAUAUCGGUGGGUUUCUUAUAAAAGGGAUCCUCAAAUCUAUUGGCCACUGCGAGCAGUGCAAGCCCGCAUUGUUAGGCUCAAGCAGCAGUGAGCAUGCGUACUUGACGUCCCUCAAGGAAUACGUCUCUGAAGGCAGCAACCUUCAUUACCCAAGCGAUGCAGUCAUGCUGGUUCUUAAAUCUUGCGAGGAACAUUUUAAUGGUAUCACCGCCUGGACGGAAAGCGUUUUCACCAUGAAAUCUCCUUUGAAGGCUGUAACCGCAUACUUGACAAAGAUGUUGCGGUGGGGCGUAACGUGCGCCUGUCAGGAACACAAAGAAACAGUGGAAAAGCUCCUUGUGUCAAACUACGCGAGACUGAGGCUGCGUGUGCACCUGCGUCAAGCCGCGGCAACGGGACUUGACGGGCAUGCAAGCAAGACGUGUGCAGGAGUGAGCCUACAGUGAACACUGAAAUUAAAUUUUAAUGCAUAUCGCCAGAAUUCAAAAACUUUCGUUUCAUUUGUGUUACUCUUUUAAUAUAGUUUUCAUUCAUGUGUUUAUUCUUACUUUGCUGUGCGUGCUGAUUUUUCACCUUAUGUCUGUACAAGGUAUCCGCUUUUUUUCCAACUUAUCAAACUGAGCUGCAAGCUGACAUUCUAAUUUAUUUUGUUCAAGUUAAUUCAAGGCUUCAUUGUAGUUUCUGGUCAUUGGUCUGAGAUCUACGAAAGACCUGUGGCAAUUGACACCUCCUGACAGCUGACAUAAUAAAAACCUGCAUGGCGACCCAAACAUCGUGACCGAAA